GAGUGAUAUGUUAAAAGAUAGAUUAUAUUACGUGCCUCAUCAUCAUAAAGUCAUCAAAAAUACAGUGGGGAAAUUAUAAUAAACCAAAUAAAAAUACAGAAGACUUGGCCUAAAGGUCUAGAUACCAGGCCAUAAACUCCAAAAAAUAAAAAAAAUAUAUCACAACUGACAACAUUAAAAUUAAUAAUAAACACCAAACAGCUUUUUUUUUACUUUCGCUGUAUAGAAUAUAAGAAAAUGAUUCAAAAUAAACAAUUUAAAUGUGUUAAUUGUAGUGAAAAUGUUGGUGCACUGUAUAGAAACUAUGGCCCGUCUGUUUUAAAAUUGAGUAAAUGUGUAUGUAACAGUUUAUUAGGGUUUAAGUCACCAAUGAAUAUUGAAGAGCAUUGUAAAGGUAUAGUGGAUAAAUAUAUAGAAUAUGAUCCAGUCAUUGUAAUGAUUGAUCUUGUACUGAUCUCAAAAGAAGCCCAGAGACAUAUUAUAUUUAAUACUGAUUUUAAAGCCUAUUGGAAGCUUUUUAUAAUAUUAAUGAUGUUAGAGACAUAUGGAAUAUGGAGAAAUGAUAGCUUAUUUAACAUAGUUGUUAACUCUCUCUGCAAUAUACAAAAUAAUAGUACCACUAAUACUACAUUCAUUAAAUUGCCGCAACAGUUACUUUUAAAUAAUUUAGAAUCAUACAACAUGGACUGUAUGGAUUGGGCUAGAGAAGAAAAAGAUGGUGUGAACCUAUUUAUAUGGGAAAAAGAUUUUUAUAUACAGUUUAUAUCAACAUUCAUGGGAGUAAUUGUCUUUAUAUUAAUCAUUCAUAGCACAAUGCGCCUAUUCAGCAUUUACAGUCAGGAUACAAAAGUGGGUAUUGUUAAACUGUUGAAAUCUUAUUCAUUGGCUAACACAAGCCUGUUGUUCACUCUACCUACUCUAGUGUGGGGUACACAGGAGACAUUACCUGAGACAAGACUACUCCACUAUUUACUAGUAUUUCUCUAUAUGUUCACUGUAUUCUACAAUGUUUUUACUGUACUAUAUGAGAGUCCCAGAAUGUUUACAACAGUGAUUUUACUGUUCAGUCACUUGGUGAAAUUCAUCAUGACUUUUCACCUGCCUCCGCUCAUAAGGACAGUUACUACAUGACAAGUAAUAUCACUAAUAAUAAUCGUAAUAUCUGAAGAAUGUAUAUAUUAUGUAUGAAUAUGUAGAUAAUUUUAAAAUAAAACAAAAACUGAGUAUCACAGCAUAUUUAUUUAAAAAUAUAUAUCACGUUUACAUCAUGA
Pieris brassicae (large cabbage white) is the source of this 1271-nucleotide messenger RNA. RefSeq names its product protein ARV1 (gene Arv1). Gene Ontology annotation, biological process: sphingolipid metabolic process; intracellular sterol transport; sterol metabolic process. Gene Ontology annotation, cellular component: cortical endoplasmic reticulum; Golgi apparatus. The record is from RefSeq and is a predicted model, not a curated record. Bases 238 to 1131 code for a protein of 297 amino acids. The transcript has 7 exons. Lineage: Eukaryota; Metazoa; Arthropoda; Insecta; Lepidoptera; Pieridae.